AGUCAAGGGUUUCUGAUCCGUACCUCUCCUCACAAACCCUUGACAGAUUUAGCGAUAAAAACUGUGGCUAAUUUUCAUUGGUUCCAAGGGUAAAGCUUGGAUCCAAUGAAAAGAUAUCUCUCAUAAUCAAAUACGUCAUGCAAAAACAGUAAUGGCUGCCUCCGUAAGUGGAGGCAUGUGCCGACUGUGUUGGGGUCCGGUACCAUUAAAAUACCGGCGAUUAAUCUUUUCAUCAUCAUUUAAGGUUUUAAAACAACUGACAGAAGUUCUGAAUUACAGCCCGAGUCAAAAUGACGGACAUUCCCAUUAUUUGUGUUAUGUAUGUUUCAACAAAUUGAACAAAUUAGAGAAAAUUGACUUUGACGUUGAAAAUAAGUUAAACGCAUUAGCUGUGGAAAAAGCUUCCAUAUUACAAGAAUUACGGAACAAAAAUACUGUAAAUAAACUAUCGUCGAGGGCAAUAGAGACGUCCGUAUCAACGAAGGCUUCAGUUGGAAUUUCCUCGCGUGUGGUUACAUGUCCCGUCACCCCUACAAAAUGUAUUAACCGCACCAAAAGGACAAUUCUCCACACUCCAACCCCACGCAAAUCCAAGGUGCAUAUUCUUGGAACACCCAGGAAAACAGUGUUGCAGAUGGAAACUUCAGCUUCCUCCAGAAAGCGGCCUCAACAAUUGCUGUUCUCCCCAAUGAAAGCCAAGAUAUCAUACAGAGGACAAAAUGACAGAAAAGUUCGGACAAAAAUAAUAAGAGAGAAAGGACUGUAUAGUGUGAUGGUGGGAAUUGUCAGAGGCAAUAAACCAGAGGUCAUUCUUAAUAAACUGGUGAAAGUUAAAAACUUUAAAGAGAAGGCAGUGAAAGUUCUUUCAAAGUGUGUGAAAGAAGAAUGUAAACUUCUUUGUGGUAAAAAUGAUCCUUCAAUUUUGAGGGGCAAUACCUCUGAGGACAUAAUUUCAAUUGAUUUUCUAAAAAUUGCAAAUGAACUGAAAGAGAAAGCUCCAGCCUUCUCCCAGAUACUGGAGGAUACUAUGAACACUACCAAGCCUGUAGCUUUGGUAUCUUCAGCAGCAGUUAUUUUGCACCACAGAAACCAAAAUAUGUCACUUAUUCACCAUGCUGUAGGUCAGUUAUUAGACCAUGGUGGAGCCACUGAUGAAACAAUAGAUUUGCUUAGAUGCCUUGGAUUUUCUGUGGGCUGUUCAGCUACUCACAAGAAGCAUGUUUCACUGAUUGACAUUCAGAAGAAGAAGAUAGAGAACACAAUUCUAUGUCAGGUGCAUCAAUCAAGUCUUCAGUUCAACAAGAAGAAAACCAAAGAAAUGGUAUCUGCACUCCAUGAACAAGAUGUGACUGAUAGUUCCAGUUAUUUCACAGACUCCAGUCAGCAAGGUAUAUGUUCUAGAGUGACAAUGCACUCAUACUUUGACAUGAACUUUUCAACUGCCUACGUCAGUGACACAGCCACUGCUAAGUCAAAUAUGUCAUGCUACACAACAGAUUCAUGCAACUAUACAUGUACAUCUACCGUCCCACAAGCUUGCCAUCUUCUGCCACUUAAUAUAUUCACUAAAGUUGGGUUGGUACAAUGUCCUGCUGUGUCCAUGUGCUCAAGCUUUGAGGUAGAUCCAAGUAGUUGUGUUGCCCAGUCAAAUGACAAGUCCACAAAAUGUUAUGGGGAGAAGUACAUUUCUCGAAUUGAAAGUCAGUUAAAAGAAUCUGAAAUUCAGCCCCCGUUCGAUAUAAUUGGUGACAAUUUGGACAUUCUUAAAUCGACUUCUUCUAUGACAAAAGAAAAUCAAAGGAAAAGUUUUCACUGGUUUAUCUUAGUUGGUUUACAACGAAGAGUGCUAGAUUCAACUAUGCUGGAUGAUAAACCCAAGCAUGACAUUUUAUCACUACCAAACCAUUCAUUUUUACCCAAUGCCCAAGACAUCAAUAUUUUGGAAAGAAACAUGAACCAUCAUAUACUGAAGGUUAUCACAAGACAUGUUAAAUGCUUAAAGUCUUUUGCUCAUUGUGUUCCAAAACACAUCGAUCAUCCUUUCAUGGAGGAAACCUCAAAAAAGUCAACUCAUUUCAUACUUGAUUUGCUUGACAAAAAUGAAAAUUUGCAUGAUGACAUAAUUAGCAUAUUGGAGCACAUUCAUCAGAAGUAUAUAGCACAUACUCUUGGGGAAAAAGCAGAAGUUUUAGAAAGGAAAGUAUUUGGUGGUGAUGUGCUUACUAAUGAGCGAGCAUACACAGCACAACUCGCAAUGCAGAACUGUGAAACAGAUUAUUACAAACUGGGAGGACUUAUUCACAGACCAGAGGGCCUUCACAGAAUGAUGAACUUUUUGCUGGUAUUCCCCUUGGUUGAUAUUCUGUUCCUGUUCUAAGAAUUGGUUCAGUUCCUGUUUUGGAGUUGUUGGUUAUUUGGAUGGUUUCUGCUUGUGUUUGUUACUCUUUUUAUAUACCAGGAGUUCUACAAACCAUCCUCUGCAUUUGAACAAGGAACACUCUAUCAACUUCGAAAUGUCAUUCACAGAGUGGAUGUUACUGGAAAAGAUAAAGUUGUUGAAGCAUACAGAGCUCAUUAUGCUUUUGUGGAGGAUGCUUUGGAUGCAUUUAUACUUGGGGCCACAAUGGAUGUUAUGGGACUGAAUGACCUAAAUGGAUCUCCUCAACAGUGGAACCCCAACAUUUUAUCAAUGUAUUCAAAUGAGGAGCAGCUAUCAUGGCUUAGAAAUCUGGCUGAGGCAGUGAUCAACAAACAUAUCAACUUGCAAGGAUCAACUCAUCUCCAAGAUUUGGUUGAAGAAGCUGCCAGGCUAGACGCACAAAAUGCCAGGCUACAUAGCAUGUUUGAUGCCGUCACCAGUCAGUAUAUGUGCACGUGUCAGAAAAACUACAAGACAAUUGGACACUUUAAACGCCAUCUAGAGAGAGAACACAAUUGGCAUUUCCUUACUGCUGCACGAGAAGAACCCAAAAAGGGGGACAAGGUUGCAGUAUGGCGGUCGUCGUUCAUGAAAGCUGCUCUUAUCUUAAGAGAUACAUCUGAUGCUUAUAAAAUGGGCGACGGAAACCGGAUAUUUUUGAAUGCAAAAUUUGAAAUGCUGUGUGCAAAUGUUGCCGGACAUACCAAGUAUCAGCUUUGGCUGUGGAGAAUGAUGGCCUAUGAACAGGCCAUCUUAACACCUAAGCAAGCCUUUGAAUAAAAAUGGAAUACAACAGCAAAUCUUAACGGAACUAUUGAUGGAAACAUUCCAAAUGACAACUUAGUGGAAAUUUGUGUUCAGCUAGUAAAGAAGAAAAUAAAAGAGCAGGGUUCAAACUUUACCUUUAAUAGUGCCCAGACUACAGCAUUAGCAUGUCAAAUCCAAGAUGAGCUGAGAGAGAAUAUUAGGUAUCAGGUGUCAAUGAAACCCUCUGGUAAAUCAAGGACAAAGACUGAUAAAUCUUCUGACAUAAAUUUGAUGCUGAUGGAGUUGAUGGCAGGUGACU
Molecule: messenger RNA, 3485 nt
Organism: Magallana angulata
Lineage: Eukaryota; Metazoa; Mollusca; Bivalvia; Ostreida; Ostreidae
Exons: 6
Coding region: 152-2377 (741 amino acids)
Source: RefSeq, a predicted model, not a curated record